AUGCUCCGCGAUCUACCCUCGCCAUACAACUCCCACGAUACCACACUCUUCAUGACCGUCCCAGGCGCACAUGAUGGACACCACGAGCCAAACAUCGCUGCCGACCACGUCGACCCUCUUGACGAUGUCUUUGGCUCAGCUCCCGCAUCGCCCACUGUGCCCGCGGCACCCCGCCGUUCGAACUCAGAGACCACCCCGACCCACCCAGCCAUCUCACAGCAUCCUUCAGACGUCCCGCGCUUGCGCCAAACGCACGUCACCAACGGCUACCGUGAAGGAGUCGCAGAAUCCAAGGAGAUUUACUUGCAGCAAGGUUUCGAUGAGGGAUAUGCUGUAGGCGCGGAGUUGGGGCUGAAGGCUGGAUGGUUGCUGGGAGCAUUGGAUGGAUUGCUCAGAGCUGUGCUCCGGAGCGACGGCGAGGGCCGUGAAGAUAGAGGAGCUGUGUCCAACAGGCUGCAAGAGGUUCAGAAUAUUGUCCAGCAGGCUGAGGGCGAGCUGAGGAUUGAACAGUUGUGCUCAAGCGAAUGGUUCGGCGAAGAUGGAGUAUGGUUGUUCGAGGUGCCUCAAAAGAAUGCAGCGGACGAUGUCACCUUUGCGGAGGUCUCUGAUGCGCAUCCAGUUAUCAGCAGGUGGAGGACUACAGUGCGCGAAGUUGGUGGGUCGACGGGGUUGCAACUGUCUUGA
Molecule: messenger RNA, 684 nt
Organism: Saxophila tyrrhenica
Lineage: Eukaryota; Fungi; Ascomycota; Dothideomycetes; Mycosphaerellales; Extremaceae
Gene: YAE1
Product: Essential protein Yae1, N terminal
Exons: 1
Coding region: 1-684 (227 amino acids)
Source: RefSeq, a predicted model, not a curated record